AUGAUUUUUGGAAUUUGUCGCGGUUGUGGUAAUCCAAAUGACGACUUCAACAAGUGUCAAUCAUGUGAAGAUUGGAUUAAUGAAAAAACUCGCGUUUUACAAGCCUUAAAAGAUUUAAUCGCGCAAAGAGAAUAUAAAAUAAAAUUAUCAAAAAGUGAUAAAAAAUCAGAAUGUGAUGAAUUUUUGGAGAUGGGGGCUAAAAAUAAUCAAGAACAUCCCGAUUUUGAGCAUUUUGCAACGCAAGAUAGGGAUAAAGAACAACGAAUUUAUACAAAGAAAUCUUCAGCAAUCCAGACUACACUUUCUAGUAAAGAAUUUACUCAAGCACAAGAACAAAAACAAAUUCAUUGUGGUUUCA
This is a messenger RNA of Racocetra persica, 358 nucleotides long. The record is from the annotation of a GenBank genome assembly. Lineage: Eukaryota; Fungi; Glomeromycota; Glomeromycetes; Diversisporales; Gigasporaceae.